CAAUUCAUUCUUCCGGUUUCACAAAACACUGCGAGUGAAGAGCCCUUUAAAGUCCUGUCGUACUGUUCGAGAAGUAUCGAUACGUUUUGUCCCAUAAAUCAAGAAAAGCUCAGUUGUCAAGUCUCCACUCUCGGGGACUUUGCCUCAGCAGCUGUUCAAGAUGCCACUAAACGAUGAGCGUCCCACCUCCACAUCUACGAUGGCCAGCGAGGACCUGAACAGUGAUACCGAGUCAUCGGAGAGGUGCGACAGUUUGACUUCGUGCAGCGAUGUUGACUAUUCUCGUCAGAGCUUCACCAGCAAUUCUUCCAGCAAACACAACUCACCUUCUUGCAGUCCACCAAAAACCGUAACACUUGAUGAAGUUAUGGAUUCAGCCCGGGACCUUUCUAACCUGUGCCUGGCUCACGAGAUCGUAGUCAACCGCAACUUCCACCUAGAGCCUCCAGAACUACCUCAACACAGCUUGGAGAAGAGGGUAAAAGAUAUGGUGCACAAAGCCUUCUGGGAUUGCCUUGAAUCAGAGCUGAACGAAGACCCGCCUGAGUACGACUAUGCCAUCAAACUUCUAGAAGAGAUCAGAGAUACCCUGCUGUCCUUCCUCAACCCUGGGGCUAACCGCCUGCGUACUCAGAUUAUAGAGGUUCUGGACAUGGACCUGAUACGCCAGCAGGCUGACAACAAUGCGGUUGAUAUCCAGGGCCUUGCUUCGUACAUCAUCAAUACUAUGGGAAAGUUUUGCGCGCCUGUUCGAGACGAUGACAUCAAGAAACUCAAGGAGAACUCUGGCGACAUUGUGAAUCGGUUAAAGGAGAUCUUCCGGGUUUUGGAUCUGAUGAAAAUGGACAUGGUGAAUUUUACCAUCCAGAGCUUCAGGCCAGAACUUCAGAAGCAUUCAGUGGAGUAUGAAAGAGAAAAAUUCCAAAGCAUUCUGGAAAAAACUCCCAGUGCUUUGGAUCACACAACUGAAUGGAUCAAAGCAUCAAUAGAGGAGGCCACUCGACUCAUGCCACCAGCAGAAAAGAGCAGCGAUACGAAGCAGGGUAGCAGGUCCUUACCAGGGCCUGAGCUUGUUUUAAAUACUGCCUACUUAAAACUGCUCGCCUGGGAUGAGAGCAAGGGCCCACUGCCUGAGACCCUGGUGACAGAUGAAGUGAGAUUGCAGGAAAUGCAACGCUCGCUUCAGCUCUACCAAACUGUUGCAUCUGUUCUGCUGAUAGUCUGCAGCUCGAUAGGAGGGGCCGUCUCAGGCCUGCCGGCUCUUGUCGAGAAACUUAAAAAGAUGACAGCGGUACUGCUGGAGGGAAUGCAUAGCACAGACUUUAACAUGACCGAAUCUCUCGGAAAUGUCAGCGUUCAUAUCUGCUCCGAGGUCAAUAAGUCUCUGGAAGAAAGAAAUUUCCCACUUCUUCCCGCUGAACUGCAAGCUAUUCUGAAAGGCCAGAUCUGUGACAUCACACAGGAGAAUAACCCAAUACGUACUCUUGUUGAGGGGAGAGCUCAGCAGUACUUUAGGAUACUCCUCACCUCUUCCAGCUCACACAGGACCCUUCCUCCCGUCCCACCAGGGUUGGGCCUGAUUCAACCGGAGCUCAUGGCCCUAGGGAUCAGUUUUGUCAACCUUGUCAACUACAACAAAAAGGUUUAUACUCCUUUCUACGUCAGUAUCCUGAAGACGCUGCUUUUCGACAAUCAAGCGCCAGGGGCCACUCCUCAAAUCACACAGGGGGCUCCCACCACCCCACUGGAAUCCAAAUGAACAGGGAUUGUGGUUGUGCUGUCAACAUCACCAGACAUAUUAUUUGUGUAUUUAGUGAAAUAAUAAUAAUAAAAUAGAGAAUCAUCUAAGUUUCAGAUGACUGAUUCUGCAGAUUUAUUCACUGCAGUACAACAGAGACUGAAGAACAACUGUAUCCUAGGGUGCUUAAUAUGGAAAGAGAAUUUGAGAUGUUACGAAGAAAUGUGUGUUAAAGGACACCUAUUAUGCAAAAUCCACUUUUACAAGGUGUUUGGACAUCGUUUUGCCAGCCAGCGUACAAUUAAAAAAAUCAACUCAUUCAAUUUAAUCCCCAUUAAACCAAAGCAGUCUUAUUAGACAUGCUGUUUUGAUUCUCUUAUCAAUGUGACAUCAGACUGAUAAAGCCCCGCCCACAGCUACUGACUGACAGUCCCUCAAGUUUCAACCCUCAGCGAGUUGUAUCUUUUGGUAAGGGAGUGAGGAGCAGUAGCUCAUUUUUAAAAGGUACACACACCAAAUAGGGGACAUGCUAUAAAAAUGAUCUGUGGGGUAUUUUUAGCUAAAACUUCACACACACUCUGCACACUUGAGACUUAUAUUACAUCUUGUAAAACUGGGCAUAAUAGGUGCCCUUUAAAUGAAACUAUGUUCCUUGCCAAGUAUUUUUUAGCAUCUCUUCACUUGUGGUUCUCACUUUACAGUGUUACUGCAAUACAGUAGUUUUUACAUACACAUUGACAAAUAAUGUUUUUGUGCAAAGCAAAAAAAGUUUUGUGUAAUUAAAAUAAUAGAGCCAGAAUAGGCUAAUAUAUUUAAAAAGACAAAAGGGUCAUUUAAGAGUACUUGUAUUUGUUAUAUUCACUUAGAUAUAUCGGUGUAUGUUUUCUCAUGUCAAUUUUCCAACCUUAUACAUACAUAGAUUUCAUCAGAGCAUUUGUAAAAUAAGAUUUGUUUGUUUUACAUUUAAAAGUAUUGUGUUUCAAUUCUUAACUGUAUUUAUACUUGAAAAUCUAAAAAAAAUAACAUUUUUUGAAAUGAAAAUAACUUGAAAUUACAUGAAGAUGAAACAAGCAGGACUCUGGAUUACUGAGGGAAAAUAAAAUUAGGCUAAAUUCGAUUUUGGUUCUGGUAAUGUCAUUUUUACGUUUAACUGCAUGUUUUGCUUUUAAUCUAGUUUUUAUGACGUUUGUAUUUCACUGUGUUUUGGUUACAGGCAUGUUUGUUUAUUGCUUUUUUAUGAUAAAUGGAGGGAUAAAUAUGUUAUUGUGGUAUUUAGAAUUCCGUUGAUACAGUUUUAGCUAUUAUGAAACUGCAUAAUUGUUACCUUUGUUGAAGAAAUUAUUUUGUUGUUUUUUUGUUGCCAUCUUUACAUAUAAAUGGGUCAACAAUAAGUUGUUGUUUUACCCCUGACAAACUUUCAUGUUUUUUUUUUCAUUUUGCAAUGUAUGUAUUCUUUGUUAAAUGUAAAGACCCUUGCAAGAACAAAAAUGUGUUUUUUGUGUGACACACUGAAAAAAAUAAAA
Messenger RNA from Misgurnus anguillicaudatus (oriental weatherfish), 3261 nucleotides. It is a transcript of the gene tcp11l2, whose product is annotated as t-complex 11, testis-specific-like 2. NCBI's taxonomy places the organism in Eukaryota, Metazoa, Chordata, Actinopteri, Cypriniformes, Cobitidae. Gene Ontology annotation, biological process: signal transduction. The record is from RefSeq and is a predicted model, not a curated record.